UUCGUGUUUUUGUCCUACGAUAACGGUGAAAAAAAAAGAGUUCCGUCUAAUUUUCGAAGCAAACAUGAAAUCCUAAUCAUUCGACAAUAACACGCGUGGAAAUUCAAAAUGUUCGUCGAGGACCUGAAGAACGAUUUCUACAAUGUACUUUUAGGAAACAGGGUGUUGUUGUUGGUCCACUACGACGUCGAUGCGAUCUGUACUUGUAAGAUACUGCAGGGUUUGUUCAAAUGCGAUAAUAUUUCGUAUACUUUAGUGCCCGUGGGGGGUAUAUCGGAGUUGAAGCAAGCGUACGAAGAGAAUAAUGAAGAGAUAAAGUAUGUGUGCCUGGUGAACUGCGGGGGCACUAUAGAUCUGGUGGAUAUUCUGCAGCCGGAAGAGGAUGUGGUGUUCUUUGUGCUGGACUGCCAUAAACCUACGGAUGUGUGCAAUGUUUAUAGUGAUGGGCAGGUUAGAUUAGUGUACAAAGAUGAGGAAGAGAAGAUUCCAAACUUUGAUGACAUCUUCAGGGACGAUGAGGAUGAAGAGGAAGAGGAAGCGGAGGGCGGGCGCGAAGGCCUGGAGGCGCUGGUGGAGCGCCGGCGGGCGCGCCGCGCCUGGGAGGAGCGCCGAGACACGCUCAUGUUCAACUACACACAGUUCUCAUACUACGGCAAACCUAGUGCGCUGGUAGCCCUAGAUCUGUCAUGGCUGGUGUCUCGCCUCGGGCCUCGGGAGGCGUGGGCCGGGGCGGUCGCCAGCGCGGCGCACGAGGCGUGGGGCGCGCGCGGCGCGGCCGCCUGUCUGCUGGACGCAGCGCUACUCACCCGAGUCAGGAGCCAUAGCAGCGACAAUUCAGUGGAGCUAGUGUUGGAGAAAGACGCCCCUCUGCCGCUGUACCGCUGGUGGUCUCUGGAAAGCGCGCUGAAACACUCCCCCUCUAUAGGACCGUUCCUCAAACUACAUUCCCUCGCUGGCGUGUCAAGAUUACGGCAGCUGUUAGCUGACAUGGGAUUCCCGUUACAACAAGCACGGCAAGCAUACCGUUCCAUGGACGUGGAACUCCGCCGGGGCUUGCUCGAAGCCCUAGAAACAGCGGGCGGCCGUCUAGGGCUUCGUGACGUGUCCAAGACUGCUUAUAUACUCAGACGUGCGCACGCGCCUCCGCUGUCGGCGCUGGACGCCGUGUACGCGACCGCCGCACUGCUCGAACACGAAACCAUACCCCGUUCCGAAGGCUUCCAACUCGCAUUAUCCGCCUUAGACUUAGAAAGCGAAAACGAGAGCCUUCGCCUAGGCAUACAGUCCGCACAGCGAUCACUAGAAGCUGUGGCUAGACUAGUCAACGCUACACUCUCAGCGAGGGCCUUACAUUUGGCUGGACCAUUCACAUAUUUCAUUGUUCAUGAGGGCACGCCAGAGGCGGCCCGGGUGGCGGGCCCGCUGUGGCUGGGCGUGGCGGCGCGCUGGGCGGCCGACGCGGCGGGCGCGCGCGCGCUCGUGGCCUCCGCGCCGCUGGACAGCCAGCGCUGCAUCAUGCUGGGGGUGCCUCCCCGGAGACAGGAACCCGCUAAUUUAUUCGGCGCGGCAUUUUCACAAGCGGCGGCCAAGAGCGGCGUCUCCGUGUCUCUGGACCACGUGGACUCCUCUGUCGUGACACUGCCCACAGCUCAACGCGCGCAAUUCCUUGACGCGCUCACUGCGCUACUCGCCGACACCUGAACCUCGUUAAACGCACGCCUAUUAGCUUAUCGGCCCAGCCACGACAUUGGUCUAAGCGCGACAGCGGUGAGCGGCGGCCAUACAUUAGAGCGAGACACAGCGAUGGGACUUUCCAUUCGUACGUAUGGCUGCCGCUCACCGCUGUCGCGCUUAGACAAAUGUGGCCGGACCGUAUCACUCACGGAAAAAUAUCAGUUUACCUUUACAGCCGGGUCCGCACUCGCGACUCUCGCGAGAAAAAUCUCCGCACAUCAUAGAGGAAUAAGUAAGGGAAGAGUUGUAACUCCAUGUAUAUUAAAAAAAAAAAUUAUAUAUAUUAUGAGCCUAUUGUGUCCCACUGGGCAAAGACCUCUGAGGUGUAGGUCCACACACACAUACGUACUUAGACCACCCACGAAGGAUAGGUAUGUAGGUUGCAUUACAAGGUUAUUGGAAAUGUACAAUGUAGGCCAAGGUUAGCUGAUGCAACCUACAUACCUAUCCUUCGUGGGUGGUCUAUGUACGUGUGUGUACCUACACCUCACCUCCCCACUCUUUUCCAUUCCUCUCGGUUUUGUGCGACAAUUGACCAGUCUCUCAAAAAGGAGUCUAAGUUAUCCCGCCAUCGCCGACGAGGUCUGCCGGAUCCUCGGUUUGACAAGAGGGGCUCCCACUGCGUGGUAGUCUUGGCCCAUAAGUCAUUCAAACGUGGCCAGCCCAGUACCACUUUAACUUGGCCACUUUCCGAGCUACAUCAAUUAUCUAUCAGUAAAUGCAAGUUAUUUGUUACUACAUCUAGCGUUAUCCCGUCUACUAGCGUAAAUUAUCAGUACUGCUACUUGUCAAUAGAUGUCGCGACGAACAUAAAGUCU
Leguminivora glycinivorella is the source of this 2552-nucleotide messenger RNA. It is a transcript of the gene Cdc45, whose product is annotated as cell division control protein 45 homolog. Gene Ontology annotation, molecular function: chromatin binding; DNA replication origin binding; single-stranded DNA binding. Gene Ontology annotation, cellular component: DNA replication preinitiation complex. Gene Ontology annotation, biological process: mitotic DNA replication preinitiation complex assembly; DNA replication initiation; double-strand break repair via break-induced replication. The transcript is spliced from 11 exons. The coding region runs from base 109 to 1701 and encodes 530 amino acids. The record is from RefSeq and is a predicted model, not a curated record. Lineage: Eukaryota; Metazoa; Arthropoda; Insecta; Lepidoptera; Tortricidae.